AUGGAGCAAGUCAUGUUCCCCCAUCCAACAUUACAAGGGGUUUCGUAAUUGAAGCUUGUUGUCAACUUUUAGCUGCAAGCAAACUUUAAUGGCAAAGAUAUGAACGUUGUUCAAACAGAAGAUAGUUUUAUAAUGAAGCCUAUUGAUCAAAGAGAGCGCACCAGAAAUCGUAAUGAUGUUCAGACUCGUCGCAUGAAGAACAGAGAACGACAACGUAGAUAUAGAGCCCGUAAGCGUCUUGAAGCAGAUUUGAAGAAGUCUAGCAUUAUAAAGCAACCAACUGCACCAGAAGUAGAAGUGCAACGAAAUGAGUUCAUUUACACACCCCGUGUGUACUGUAAACGAGAUUGGAAAAAGGAUGCAAGGAGUGCUCAUGUUUCUAAGGCCGCUGAAAUUACCCCUAAUGGUUAUGCUGUCCCUACUCUUACGUCAACCAGUGAGGGUCAAAGUGUGUUCUUGUUUGGACCUAAGGCAGAGCCGCAAUUAGAUAUUGAAUCCCUGUCUGAGAUAACUGUGAACCAGAAUAACUGCGAAAUGCAUGUAUCUAACUUUGGUCGAAGAGAUUGGAAAGCCGAUGCAAGAAAGAAGAAAAUCUAAAGCAGAUGGCAGAGGAGUCCUAACUAUUCCAAUGGUAUGGUAUGGUACUUAACGGGUUUCAUGUCUGAAUCUUCGGGUAAGUUGAUUACUGGCAGAAAAGGGACGGGGAAACAGGAAGCGUAGAGUCGAAGUUAGUUGAUUACUGAGUUGCAUAUGUGGAGGCUAGCAAUGACGGAGAAAGAGUCUUGAACCUUGUUACCAAUUUAGUUAGAAAACCAGGUAAGUCGUCAAACUCAUCGUAAUGUAUGGUUACUGGUCAUGAAGUACGUAGAGAAUUUCCCCAAAUGUUUCAUCUGUGAGGAUUGAAUGAAUGUUCGCCAUGUAUCUUGGAUUGCAUCUAAAUUUGUUUCAUGUGAA
This is a messenger RNA of Malus domestica (apple), 954 nucleotides long. NCBI's taxonomy places the organism in Eukaryota, Viridiplantae, Streptophyta, Magnoliopsida, Rosales, Rosaceae. The record is from RefSeq and is a predicted model, not a curated record.